CCACCACCACCAUACAAGUAUGAGUCGCCACCGCCGCCACCAUACAAGUAUGAGUCUCCACCGCCCCCGCCAUACAAGUAUGAGUCACCGCCACCGCCACCAUACAAGUACGAAUCACCACCUCCACCUCCAUACAAGUACGAGUCCCCGCCUCCACCUCCAUACAAGUAUGAGUCGCCCCCACCGCCUCCUUACAAGUAUGAAUCUCCACCGCCACCACCAUACAAGUACAAAUCGCCACCUCCACCUCCAUACAAGUAUGAGUCGCCCCCACCACCUCCUUACAAGUAUGAAUCCCCACCUCCGCCACCAUACAAGUACGAAUCGCCACCUCCGCCUCCAUACAAGUAUGAGUCGCCCCCACCGCCUCCUUACAAGUAUGAAUCCCCACCUCCGCCACCAUACAAGUAUGAAUCGCCACCACCGCCUCCAUAUUACUAUAAAUCUCCACCGCCUCCUUAUUACAAGUAUGAGUCUCCACCACCACCAUACUACAAGUACGAGUCUCCACCUCCACCUUACUAUUACUACAAAUCCCCACCGCCUCCAUACUACAAAUAUGAAUCCCCUCCACCACCUUACUACAAGUAUGCAUCGCCACCUCCACCAGCUUACAAGAAGUAAAAAGUUUCAUGUUGUGUUCCAUGGAUUCAACAUAAUAAGAUGUGUUGUGAAAGAAAGCAGAACGAUUUUUUCAUAUAAAUAAAGACUGGAAAAUGUUUCAUUA
Selaginella moellendorffii is the source of this 727-nucleotide messenger RNA. Its product is annotated as extensin-like. The annotation marks the transcript as partial. NCBI's taxonomy places the organism in Eukaryota, Viridiplantae, Streptophyta, Lycopodiopsida, Selaginellales, Selaginellaceae. The transcript has a single exon. The record is from RefSeq and is a predicted model, not a curated record.